This is a messenger RNA of Archocentrus centrarchus (flier cichlid), 1644 nucleotides long. RefSeq names its product fibroblast growth factor (acidic) intracellular binding protein a (gene fibpa). Gene Ontology annotation, molecular function: fibroblast growth factor binding. The coding region runs from base 375 to 1448 and encodes 357 amino acids. Gene Ontology annotation, cellular component: nucleus. Gene Ontology annotation, biological process: platelet aggregation. The record is from RefSeq and is a predicted model, not a curated record. The transcript has 11 exons. NCBI's taxonomy places the organism in Eukaryota, Metazoa, Chordata, Actinopteri, Cichliformes, Cichlidae.
UCCGGUGACGUCAUCAAAUCGGAAGUAUCUGCUGCACAAUUGCUGUUGAUAUUACGCACUCGUAUCUCUGCAGGGACUCAAUUAUUAUUAUUUUUUUAUAAACGUUGGUGUUGUAAAUUCAGGAGCCCCUCAGUAGUCGUACCAUACCGUUAACGUGUGUUUAAUUCCCCGCUUUGCCGUCUGUUUAUUGGCCGCUGACUGCCGCUAACUGUGCUGCUCAGCUAGCUUUGGGGGCUAACCUUUAAUGGAGGAAGUUAGCUAAUCAGUAAGCCAUGGAGAGCAAAUUUAAGCCCAGCUAAUAGAAUUAAAUAGUUCACUUUCCAGGCACGGCUUUAUUGCAGCUAGCUGCUUGAGACAACACUGAAAAAAAGCAGAUGUCAGUAGAGCUGGAUGUGUUCGUGGGUAACACCACUAUCAUGGAUGAGGAGGUUUACCAGCUGUGGUUGGAUGGAUACACAGUGAACGAUGCGGUGAAGGUACGCAUGGAGGGAGGAGUGAUGGCCGAGUGUGAGGCAAGUAAAGAUGUCCUGCUGAGUGACACCAUGGACCAGUACAGGACUUUCCAGAUGUGUGAGCGACUCCUGCACAGUCCUGCCAAACUAGCCAACCAGUUGCUGUUCCAGAUCCCACCUCAUCGGCAAAUUAUGCUCAUAGAGAGAUACUAUGCCUUUGAUGAUGCAUUUGUCCGUGAGGUCCUGGGAAAGAAGCUCUCCAAAGGAACAAAGAAAGACUUGGACGAUAUCAGUGCCAAGACAGGUGUGACACUAAAAAGCUGCAGACGACAGUUCGACAACUUCAAACGUGUUUUCAAAGUUGUGGAAGAGCUGAAGGGACCCCUGGUGGAGAACAUACGUCAGCAUUUUCUUCUCUCUGACAAACUUGCAAGGGAUUACGCUGCCAUCGUUUUCUUUGCCAGCAAUCGCUUUGAGACAGGGAAAAGAAAGCUGCAGUACCUCACUUUCCAGGACUUUGCUUUCUGUGCCGGACAGCUUAUCAACAACUGGACAGUUGGGGCUGUUGACAGCUUGGUGGAAGACAUGGAUGUCGAUCUUGACAAAGAGUUUUUACAAGAACUGAAAGAACUGAAAAUUUUAAUCACUGACAAAGAUCUGCUGGAUCAACACAAAAGUUUGGUCUGUACAGCUCUCAGAGGAAAGACGAAAGUGUUUGUUGAGAUGGAGGCUAAUUUCAAGAAUCUUUCUAGAGGCCUCAUCAACAUAGCUGCAAAGCUAACCAACACAAAAGAUGUCAGAGAUUUCUUUAUUGAUCUCGUAGAGAAGUUUAUUGAACCGUGCCGUUCAGAUCGGUGGACAUCUGCGGACAUGAAACUCUACCUCACUCAGUACACCAACUCUGUUCACAUACUCGACACAUUCAAACAUCAGGUUGUGUGGGACAGAUACAUGGGCGUCGUCAAAAGCUGUAUCUUCAAAAUGUAUCACGACUGAAGCGUUGCCUUGGCGGUUCACUUCUCCCUGCUCCCCUCUUCAGUUUGUUUCCCCCCACUGAAGGCAUUACUUUGUUCCUUCAGUUGUGCUUUCUUUGCUUGCUCCGUCAGCGGAGAUACAGUUUUCCCGUUGUCGCUGUCUGUCUGUGUCACCCCCUAGUGUCUGCCAGACUGUCUGUAAAUUUGGUUUGUAAAUA